Amphiprion ocellaris (clown anemonefish) is the source of this 3003-nucleotide messenger RNA. RefSeq names its product small integral membrane protein 14 (gene smim14). The coding region runs from base 193 to 510 and encodes 105 amino acids. Gene Ontology annotation, cellular component: endoplasmic reticulum. The transcript has 5 exons. The record is from RefSeq and is a predicted model, not a curated record. NCBI's taxonomy places the organism in Eukaryota, Metazoa, Chordata, Actinopteri, Pomacentridae.
CCGAGGUCCCGGAUGUGUUCCGUGAAGAAUAGCUGGUCAGUUCACGUGUAUUAAACAAAACACGGACGGUUUGGUUGACAUGUUUGCAGUUUGAUGGUCACUGCGGAGAGCAACCGUGCAGCUCGGGCCCGUUAAAGACGUUUACCGUUUCCUGAACAUCACAAAGCUCAAUUAGAUACUGUCUGGAGAGAAAUGGCGGAGGGAGGCUUUGACCCUUGUGAGUGCAUCUGCACUCAGGAAUAUGCUAUGAGGCGCCUCAUCAACCUGCUCAGGCAAUCUCAGUCGUACUGCACAGACACAGAGUGCCCUCAGGAAUUGCCAGGUCCCAGUGGGCCAGUGGGUGGAGGAGGUGACCUGACCCUCCCCAUGGUUCUUAUGGGAUGGGUGGUGGUGGCUCUUGUCCUGUUUCUGCUGCGCCCAUCCAGUCUCAGGGGUGCCCGUCCUACAGGAAAACCCACUGGACCCCACAAUAACGAUAGAAGAGAGCCCCCAGCGCCACCUGUAGACUAGCACUGGAGUCUGACAACCGGCAAUCAUCCAUCUGCUCUGACUGGAGCUCCACAGUUACUUAGUAACUGUGACCAGGGCAGCGGCAUCUCCCUGUCAAUCUUCAUUCUCAUAUUAUUUUUUAUUUUUUCCUCUUCUAAUACUGCUGCAGAUCUGUCUUGAUACUAGAGCCCAACUGAUGCUGGAUUAAUGAGGCCAGUACAGAUGUGACAUUUGCUUUGAUAAUAUAGAGGUUAAUAAUCAUUUUCUUCCAUAAGCACAUAAUAUAAACACUAUCUGCAGUUAUUCUGCUUCUGCAUUUUCAUCAAAAGAUGUCAUGUAGAAUUUAAUUACUGAAUACUAUUUCAGCCACUAUUAGCAUAUCUGUUACACGUCAGCUAGCCUAUAUGCUACUACAAAGUGUCAUCUGAUGACAUUAGCACAUUUAUAUAUCAGUUGGGCUCUAUGUAACACUUGACCAAGUCUUAAACUACAGGGUGUGGCUUUGUUUGGAGUUCAUCCCUGAUCCCAGCUCUGGUGCUAACACAUCUGCAGAAACUCAGACGUGAACUCAAAAUGAAGGAACAUGUCACAUGUUUGGGGGAGAAGAGAAGGGGAAGCGAAGAAUUUCCGGGCCAAGUAGUUAAAUCGUUGUUCUGUACUUGCUGAGUAAUGAACGGUGGCGGGUUCUUCAGUUCUUUUCUGAAACAUUCCACUCUUUCCAUUUUAAAGUUCAAACUCUGAACAGUGCCGGUAAUGAUGUCAUAUCCUAUAAGGUCUUAAUGGCAUGUUCAAACCAGCAGAAUGACAGAAUUUAUUACAUUUAUUUGAUUAGGUUCCAUUCUGAAUUUGAAUAGGUUUUUAUUUACAGUAACUUUGUUUUAAUGCAGUGAAAUAGUUAUUUUAUGUUUACAUUCAGGCCUCAGUUAAAUCACAUACAUGCCGAAACCAGCAAAUAGAACAUGUUACUGUGGUGUUCGUGAUUGAGAUGGCAAUAUAUUUGCAACAAGUUACAGAGAGUUAUAAGAGUUAAUUUAGAAAAUGUGAGCAAAAUAUUUCAUGCACAGAAAACAGUGAUUUUCCUCAGUAAUAAAAGAUGCAAGUGAGUGUAAAAGAAUAUUAAAAGAUCUCAGAUUCGUUUCACAAAAUGAAAUGAAUUGCACGCUUGUGGAUGGGGACAAUAAACUCGACACAGACGAUAUCAGUUUGUCAUGUUAAGACAACUGUGUACUGUAAUUUUUGAUUACAGAAGAACAUUCUGUUGAGAAACAAACUUUAGUAGCCAAAUAGUGUAUUUUGUUAGUGUUUUGUUCAUUCCUUCCUGAAGGUCUGAUGCAGUGAUUCAGCUUUCUGAACAAUAAGAGCAAUCCAAAGUUUCUACUUCACAACUUCUAUAUUGUAGCAUGUCAAAUUGAUGAGUAGUGAAUAAUUGAAAGUGUGUUUUAACAGUGCCAAUGUGAAUUUGUGGCUCAGAAAUUUAGAGAACGUUUUGUGAAAAAUCAGCAAUAUGAGGUUAUUUUUAUUUUUCAUUUCUGAUGGAAAGAGGAGGAAGGAAUGGUCUGCAAUCUUGUUUUCUUAUCUUUCUUACAUGUAUCUUACUGCAAACAUUAUUCAGUCACAGCAUCCGUGUCUAUAAUACAGAAACACUGUUUCCAUUUUAGUUACCCACACAUAACAACAGAACCAUUCAACCCACAUAUUCCCAGAGCCACUGGCUGAACAAUCACACUGGGUCCUACAACCUCACUGGAUAACUGUAUGAAAAAAUAUCAAUAGAAAAAGGAAAUUAACAGUUUAUUAUCAGUAUGUGAUUUACCCUGCAAGGUUAUAUGCUUACAGGGUUCCUUGAUUAUUUACUUGCUCCAGCACUUUGCUAAGCAAAUGAUUAAUUUUACAUCAAAUUAAUGUUAGAAGAGACGUAUCACCUCUAACAAAGGUUGUAUGAAUAAUCUGUGACCAGAAAAAGAUGAACCAGUAAAAUGACAAGUCAUGUUUGUUUCCUUAACACACACAAGGAAUCAACCCUCUUAAAAUAAUUUUUUAAAAAAAUAGGGAAGAUGGAUGUUAUUUGUGUCUGUUGUUCCUGUUAGAUUACAUUACACAACAGAAUUUUGUUUUCCGAGUGUCAUAUGUGAACAUCUAUAUUGUGCAUUACUCUAGAAAUGUGUUAGGAGUCCUUCUUUAGCAAAUAGCAAAAGUUUAAAACCAUGACAUGAUCUGGGACAUCUGUGGGCCAAGUUCAUCUUCAUUGCCAUAUCAGCAAAUGUUCUCUGAAUGUUUUGUACUUUCUAGAGUGUGGGUGAUGGCAGGGUAGAGCUUAAAGAAGGAAAGUGUUGUGUAAACCAUUCAUGUUGUAUAUAAUGCAGUGGGGAAGCUGUACUAGAUCACGGAGAAGAGCAAGUGGACUGUCUGCUAUCACAGGAGACCUCAAUUUACACUGUUAUUGUCUAAGAGUAAAAGGGCUUCAACUAUGCACUUUUCCUACAACAAAAGAAAAAAUAAAAGACUUUAGUCUCA